Miniopterus natalensis is the source of this 2121-nucleotide messenger RNA. Lineage: Eukaryota; Metazoa; Chordata; Mammalia; Chiroptera; Miniopteridae. The record is from RefSeq and is a predicted model, not a curated record.
CAGAAUGGGCAAGUUCGCAUGCCACCCGAGGUGACAUGGCAACACCUAGACCCGAGGAACCUCCAGAGCGUGGCCGCCUUUCACCCUUCACAUGGUCUCAGCUUCCCCAGCCCGCAGUUCGGCAAGGAUCGGCUGUCCUUCCGCACCCUGGGCCAGAGCCCUGGCACCAGGCAAGGCUCUGACAUGCGGGAUGCCACGCUGGUCCUCCAGGACCUGAGAGUGGAGGAUGAAGGCAACUUCUCCUGCGAGUUUGCCACCUUCCCCUUGGGCACCAGCCGUGGGGUGACCUGGCUCAGAACCAUAGCCCAGCCCCAGAACCACGCUGAAACACAGGAGGUCACAGUCAGCUCGGAGCCUGUGCCUGUGGCCCGCUGUGUCUCCUCAGGGGGCCGCCCACCUGCCCAGAUCUCUUGGAUCUCGUCCCUGGAUGGGGAGGCCAGAGAAACCGUGGUGCCAGGGCCCUUGUCCGGCACAGACACUGUCACCAGUCGCUACACCUUGGUGCCCUCAAGCCAAGUAGAUGGUGUCAAGAUCACCUGCAAGGUGGAGCACGAGACGUUGGAGGAGCCAGCCCUGCUGCCUGUGAUCCUCUCUGUGCACUACCCCCCCGAGGUCUCCAUCUCUGGCUAUGAUGACAACUGGUACCUCGGCCGCAGUGAGGCCACCCUGAACUGUGAUGUCCGCAGCAACCCGGAUCCCACAGGCUAUGUCUGGAGCACGACUUCAGGCUCCUUACCAGCCUCAGCAAAAGAGCAGGGUUCCCAGCUGCUGAUCCACUCGGUGGAUAAGCUGGUCAACACCACCUUCAUCUGCACCGUCACCAACGCUGUGGGAACGGGCCGUGCCGAGCAGGUGGUCCUCAUUCGAGAGUCCCCCAACACAGCAGGUGCAGGGGCCACAGGUGGCAUCAUCGGGGGCAUCAUCGCUGCCAUCAUUGCUACUGCUGUGGCCGCCACAGGCAUCCUUAUCUGCCGGCAGCAGCGGAAGGAACAGAGGCUGCAGGGGGCAGAGGAGGAGGAUGACCUGGAGGGGCCUCCCUCAUACAAGCCACCAACCCCAAAGACAAAGCUGGAGGAGCCAGAGAUGCCCUCCCAGCUCUUCACUCUUGGGGCCUCAGAGCACAGCCCACUCAAGACCCCCUACUUUGAUGCUGGCGUCUCAUGUGCUGAGCAGGAAAUGCCUCGGUAUCAUGAGCUGCCUACAUUGGAAGAGCGGUCGGGGCCCCUGCUCCUGGGGGCUACAAGCCUGGGGUCCCCCAUCCUGGUGCCUCCAGGGCCACCUAUUGUGGAGAGAGUUUCCCUGGACCUAGAGGACAUAGAUGAUGAUGAGGAAGACUACCUGGACAAGAUCAACCCCAUCUAUGACGCCCUAUCCUACUCUAGCCCCUCUGAUUCCUACCAGGGCAAAGGCUUUGUCAUGUCACGGGCCAUGUAUGUGUGAGCCGCCAUGGCCCUGGCCUCUUACCUCUCACUCUUUGAUCCCUCAACUUUCUGCCAGGAAUCUAGUGCCACCUGAUCUCUGGCCAGGCCACUAGCGGUCAGUGAACACAUGCAUCUUCUGUGACUUCUACCUUGGUGGUUCCACUAUGACUUCUAACCCAUGAUCUCUGACCCGGAGAAACCAGCCAUGGAAACCUGGCAACCAUAUCUCAUAAGUUGAGGGGGUUAUGUUUCUGCACAAUCUCUGACCCAAGGACUCUAUGUGUCCUCAGGCAGUAAACUCCCAAUAGCUCUGCUGGGUUGGAUGUUGGGGGGCAGGUACCCUGCUGCUCAGACCUGAGCCCUCCAGGCAGCAGAGCCCCACUUGUCCCCUCCCCACCCUGUCUGUUCUUCAGUGGUGGGAGGGAGGGGAGUCCCCAGCCCAAGGAAUAGCUUCUCCAUCUCCCUCCUGCAGGCAGGAGUCACAGAGUCCAGACUCUUCCCUGAGUCCCUGCUUCUCCAAAUCCUAUCUUCAGGGAAUUAAGCUCCAGCCCAGGACUAGAUAGAGUGAGCAUGAUGCAGAGUGUGCCUUGCCAGCCCCAGCCUUGAGAUGAUUUCCUGUUACUUUGAAGACUACUAAGUCCUUUUACUACUGCCCAGUGGGAUGGGACCCAAACAUCUCCCGGGGGGGGGUGUGUGUGUC